This is a messenger RNA of Somion occarium, 2236 nucleotides long. Lineage: Eukaryota; Fungi; Basidiomycota; Agaricomycetes; Polyporales; Cerrenaceae. The record is from the annotation of a GenBank genome assembly.
AUGCUUGUUGUCCGGAACGUCCACCACUGUUGUGGCAUAGCUUGAAGAUCCUUUACGUGGGCGAAAGUAUGAGCAUCAAUGCUCUUCCCGCAGAGCUAAUCCGCCGUAUCUGCGAACUGGUCAACCGCAGAGAUCUUCCAGCCAUUUCCAGAGUAUCUCGACGUUUCAAUGCUCUUUCCAACUCUCUCAUCUAUACCUCCAUUACUCUCACCAACAGCGACAAAGCGUUCGCAUGUUGCAAGACUCUCGCUACAUCCCCUAGGGAUCUUGCAGGUUGCGUUCGCACUUUCUCUGUGGACGAUUUCCCUCCUUGGAACUUUACGGAUUGGCAUCGUCGCCAAUUUAGGGAAUGGUUGGUAACCAGCAUUCGACGUAUGAGUAACCUGUUACAUUUCAAAUGCUUUCUCGUUGGAUCGUUUGCCCAAGAUAUGAGCAUAGCUCUAUCAGGUCAUACGUCCUUGCGUUCUCUGGCCGUCUCCCUGCCUCAUUUCGAUCCAUGGAGCGACCAUUAUCGUCCUCCGUGGCCAGAAAGUGCUCUAAAACCGCUGUUUCCAGAGCUCGAAAGCUUCGCGUUCACUUACUCUGUCCCUCAAGGGCCUAUCUGUGCAAUGUAUCUAGGAUUCAUCUUGCAUAUCCUUCGAGCACACGCUGGACAUCUGCGCUGUCUCCAUUUACCCGACUGGCUUUCCUUCGACACCAUACUUCAAGUGCUGCCGCCCGACAUAAACCUCACCGCUUUGACUUCUCUCACUAUCCUGUCCUCCGCACUCAAUCCUGCAGUAACUGAGCGUAUGCCCGCUGUCCGUUCCUUGACAUUCCCAAAAUAUGAACCCGACUCCUCUCAUGCGGUACCUCGCGAUGCAUUCCCACUCCUGACUCAUUUCUCCGGCUCAUGUCGUUGUUUCAAGGAUGUACUGAAUACCGAACGACCUCUGCGCUAUGUCCACUUCGACGGCGCCGUCUUCGAUAUGGCGGAUACGGAUAUCUUCACUCAGGGUGAUCCACCUCAAUGGAGUGAAGUUCUAGCUGCGUUGAAACGGUUCCCUCGUUCAACAGGUCCUGUCAGGCACCUGCGUUUCUAUAUUUGUUUCCUACAUAUCUCAUUCCUAACGAAGGCGAGACCGUAUAUUACGUCCCUCGAGACUUUGACCAUCUGCAUCAGAAACAACAUCAAAGAUUUACAAAAGUUGAAAACUCUCGGGCGAAAGCUGCUGAAGGAGAUGCCCAAGUUGCAUACACUCCUACUCAGUGAUGAGCCUUACUACGCAUUUCGCGGUAAACGAUUCACCUAUGCGUUCGACGAGCUCUCUCAGAAGAUCGUCUUAACGCAGUGGGAGAAAGAAUGUCCUACGCUGACUAGCGUGUCUUUCACUGCUGCAUUUGUAUGGAACAGAAUCGGAGGCGGAUGGGUUAAAGGUCCUGGUCCAAGAGGCAUCAAAGAGCAUUUGCAGCUUUCCUAGCUUCUACUGCGUUUCCUUCUGGACUGUCCAUUGUGGGCUCGACCAUCAAAUUCACACCCUGACAUAAAAGCUCGUUUUACGUCUGCCAUCAACACUUUGUAUCUGAUGUAGGUUCAGAGUACGACACAACCAAUUAUCGAUGUCUACAGUGAACAAGAGGCGAGUCUGAGAAUAUCUCACUUUGAGACUAUACGCCGACGUGUACUUACUGAUUAUAGUUGGGCCAAUUUGUAGGAGGACACCGAGGACGGAGCGAUGGUUACGAAUCUCGUCCAUUAUUGGACAUAUUCUCCGGUCCAUGUUAACGGUCAUAUCGACCAGCCCACGCUUCAACUUAUUAUGCAAAGCACAAUCCACCAGCACAGUGCCAAUGCGCUUCAAAGCAUCGUGUGCUGAUUAGGACCGGCAAUCCCAUUCCAACCAGCGUGAGAUGACAGCUGCAGAACUGAAAGUGGUGGCAGAGUGCGCGCCAACCGCGGCUGCACAAGGGAUGAGGAUGGUCAAACUAGCCAGAUGCUCCGGGAAGUCCCAGAUCAACAGGAAGUCGUGUUCGGGUUCCAUAGGUUUAAGGACCAACGUCUGGAUGCUUUUCGUAUGUCCCGCUCAAACCCAGAACUCUAUGAUCUGCAUUACAUGCUCUCCAACCAGAUGGAUGCAUUGGAGACCUCGCGGAUACGAGAGCGCAGUUGUCGGGCUCAGCCAUCAGCGGUGUAGUACUAUGAGGUCCAAACACAAUGUUAUACAGCGCCAAUGUGCGCAACGAUUGCAACUCUGCC